AUGGAAACAGCCUUGAAUCAUUUAUUGUGUUACGGACAACGUGUUCCAACAGCCGCUUCACCUAGUAACACGAAUUCAAGCAGCUCGUCAAACACAGGAUCACAAAGCGGUACAUUGAGUACAAGUUUGAGCAACACAAAUACAAACAAUACAAUGGGUCCGAGCACCACGCCCCAGCAAACAGAGCAACUUUCGAAAACAAAUUUAUACAUUAGAGGUUUACAACAGGGAACGACUGACAAAGAUUUACACAAUAUGUGUUCACAAUAUGGAAACAUCAUUUCAACUAAAGCCAUUCUAGAUAAAACAACCAAUAAAUGUAAAGGUUACGGUUUCGUUGACUUUGAGUCACCAGCAUGCGCUGAAGGCGCUGUUAAAGGCCUCUUGGCAAAGGGCAUUCAAGCUCAGAUGGCCAAAGUGGGUAUCUGGGUACUUCAUAGGCCGGCCAUUCAGCAACAAGAACAGGAUCCCACCAAUUUGUAUCUGGCUAACUUACCUUUGACUUUUAAAGAGACCGAUGUCGAGCAGUUAUUGGCUAAGUAUGGUCAAGUGAUUUCAACUAGAAUAUUGCGUGAUCAGCAAGGCACAUCGAAAGGUGUGGGAUUUGCUCGUAUGGAAUCACGUGAAAAGUGUGAACAAAUUAUUCAAAUUUUCAAUGGAACGCAAUUGCAAGGCGCCAAAGAUCCAUUGCUAGUGAAGUUUGCUGAUGGCGGUUCAAAGAAGAAGAACAAUUUUAAGAGCCCAGAUCCUAAUGCUCGAGGAGCUUGGCGUGAAGUGACUGAAGGAGUUCAAGUCGCUUAUGAUCCAUCGAUGCAACAAAAUGGUAUUGGAGUUAAUGUUGGCGCUCAUAUUGGUGUUCCAGCUUACGGUCGCUAUGGAACUCCACAAGUAGGAGGAUUUGCAAUGCCUGGUUACGUUCCCGGCUACAUGAUGGCACAGCCACUUCAGCAAGUUGACGAUCAAUAUAUGCACGUCGCCCCACAGUUAAGUGUCGGCGCAGCUUACAAACCAGAUGCCGUACAACCGCGUGGAGUCUCAAUGAUUAUGAGUAGCGAUUCUGCAGCUGUUCCAUAUGGAAUGGUUCCACAAUUUUCAACAUUGCAAAUUGGAUCAUCGCAGUACAUUAGUCCUCCAUAUCCAUACUAUCCACCAUCCAUUAUUCAUACCAUGCAAAUGGGUGAAUCGGAGCAUGCCAGCAAUGCUGCAUCGCCCGACGAAGCUUACACUCAAUAUCAGCAUGGCCCAAAGUAAAUUUGAAUUCAAUUCAUCCCUUCGUCAGAUAAAAAAACCAUUUCUCGCUUCAAACACUUCUUUUUAUUUUAUAAAUUGAAUGACAACAUUUAAAUAAGAAAUUCUUGAAAGAAGAAACAAAAAAAAAUCUUUUCAUCAUUCAAAGUUUUUGUGUUUUCUCCCAAAUGAGAGAGAAAUAAAAAAUCAAGUCUUAACUUUUAAGGAAACCAAAAAGAGGGAGAGAUGUUUAGAACUCAGUUGAUGGACAAAAAUAAAAAUAUAAGAUACCAGAUUGGCCAAACUGAUACCUCACUUUUUUCUGUUUAAUAAACCAUUUGAAAUCUCUAUGAGGGUCACACGAUAAAAGUCAAAUCGAUUUAACCAUGAUGAGACAAAAAAAGAAGAAAUGAAAAGAAAAAUUGUAAACAAAAAGAAAAAAAUUUAUUUGCAUCUUAAAUGGAGCGGAGAGUCACAAAGAAGAAAAGGAAAGAAAAAAUUAAGUCCCAUCCCUUUAAUGUAUCACAUCCUAAGCACUUGAUAAUGGAUCUUUUGUUCAUUGUCAACUGUGUCGGAGUAUUUAAGUGAAUGAGAAUGAAGUUAAGAAUUUUUCGCGUAGGUGUUAAGUAAUUUUUUUUUCUUUUCUUGUCGUUGUUUUAUUAAUUAGUUUUCAAGGUUUUUUCCUAUUCGAAACAAACCAGAAUUUAGCUUCUAAGAUAAGAAAAAAAAGUAGUUAUUAAGUAAAAAAAGAAGAAUGCGUAGGCGUAGAUGAACUUUGUUUUUCGUUCGAUGAAUGAAAAAUCGUUCUUUUUCUAGAAUUUUUUUCUUAGAGAUUAUUCAAUAAGUCUAGCCAUUAAGAUUGAAUGAAGACAGAUGCUCAUGAAAAGAAAAGCUUUGUAUAUAAGACAGUAGUGAGUGCUCCAGCUAGUGGACACAAAAAUAGUUAUGUUGCGUGACGCAAAGAAAAAAAAAAGUUGAGACGAGACGCUAAGAAAACAUUAGGAAUUUAAAAUGAAACUUUGGGGACACUGAGGGACUAGUAAACCAAGUUUUUUUUUGCUGUAAGAUUAAGUUAGAUGAAAAUUUAGUAAUUGAGAUGAGGUUUAGUAGGAAAAAAAUUAGAUUACAAAGGAAAAAAAAUCAUAAGAAUCAAACAACAAAAAAGUAUUGCGAGUAGCGUUGGAAAGAAUUUUCAAUGGAUUCCUUUUGAGUCCAUUUAAACCAAAAAAACACAAAAAAGAAAAAAAAAUGUAAGAAGAAACUGAAUAUGGAGAUGAUCGCUCUUCCAACAAGAACAGUGGGAAAUCAUUUUAGAAUUGAAAUAAAACAAAAAGUAAAUGGGGUUUGUGCAAUUAUUUUUCUUUUCACGCAAACUAAUUUGCGAUUAGUUCCAAUUAGCUUGUUGUUUAAGAAUGAGCUGUUGCAACUGACCCAAGUUAAAUUGAUUUUCUUUUCAACUCAACUUUCGACCUUUGUUACCAAAAAAAGAAUGAAAAAGCAAUUCACAUUUUAUUUCUCUUUUUUUUAUUUGUUAUUAUUUACUCAUCGUGAUUGAUUAUUGAUGAGAAAAGAAAAAAAUUUAUUGACUAUUUAACAUUAACACACAUAAUCGACUGGUGCCGCCACCACGAACGGAAACCGAUGAAUAAAGAUGAUGAUUAUUACUAUAGUUGGAUUAAAUAGGAAGAUUUAUUGGAACUAAUUGGAGGCUGCCAUAAAAUUAAACGCCGAGCGUUUAUCGAAGGAUUUGAUUUGUUCUCAAUGAGAUGAGAACUUUUUCUUAAGUUUCAAUCUCAGAAGAAAUCAUCAUUAUCAGUUAGAAAGAUGAAUGAAAAUGGAAAAGUAAAUUGAUGCAAUUAGUAAGAAGCGUUAUAUCAAAAAAAAAAGAAAGAAAGAAGAAUAAAAAGAUAGAAAGAAAAAGUUCGCCUUCACUUAAUUGCCGUUGUUUCUGAGAUGGACUUUUAUUGUAAACUGAAAGGAAUCGAUUGCGGUUUUGCACGUGAUAAUGUUGAAUUGUAUUUCGAUAUAGCCGAAAGGUGGAAAGUCGAUGGCCAAAUGGGGGUUAUUGAAGCAGAAAUAUUUUCCACUUCUCACAUUCUCCCAUCCUUCGCAAAAAUUCGCCGACCUUCUCACGUAAUCGUGAAAAACUUCUAUGGAACGCAAAGUCCGCCUCUCCAGUUUAUCGUUUCGGAGAUAUUUAUUAUCAUUAUGUUCAAGGGAGACAUCCAUAAAGGAAUAGUAAAUGUCUGUCGUGGGAAAACCGUGGAGGAUGUUUAUAGAGUGCGUGGGUGGAAAUAGAGAAUGAAAAAUAAACAGUUGAAAUCUAGUCUUUUCACUUUUUUUAACAUUUAAUAUUUUUUUUUGUUUAUUUGUUUUAUAUAGUUGUGUUGGCUUUUUUUAAAAAAUAUUUAUAGAUCCACACAAUGAUGAAAAAUUAAUUAGAUUAAAUUUAAUUUAUAAUGAGAAAGAAAUGAAAUUAAAUUAUGCUAAAGUGCUGCUGAAAAAAAAACUAAGUUAGGAGAAAUGGGCGAUGAAGAAAAUAAAAGAAAAAUGUAAUUAAAAUGAAUUGAAGUUUUAUGGUUGAAAGACGGCAUAAAAACUAUUUAAUUAUCUUGGUGAGUCAGGCGCUGAUGGAACAUCGGUUAGUUAUGUUGAUGACAUGUGCCAGUUGUACAAAGUCACAUACACACGCAGACCCUGAGAGGAAAAAUUAUUUCAUUUUAAUUUCUUGUGAUUUAAUUAAAAAAAUAAAAUAAAAAAGAAAUAAAAUUAAAAAUGAAAGCUUUUGUUAUUUCCAAAAAUAUAAAAUAAAAAAAGAAGAAUGAAAGCAUCAUGCGGAAAAGGAAAAUUUAAUUUUCAUCUCGAUCGUUUUUACGAUCUAUUGUGAUGCACUUUUGUGCAUUAUAUGCAUUCAAAUAAUGAAAAUAAAACGAAUAAAAAGUAUGAUAUUUUAAAGGGUCGUUAAUCUGUGGCAGCGAGUGAAAUAGUUCCUGCACUUUUUUUCGUUCCUUCCUUAAAUGCGCUUUCCAGUUUCGUGUUCGUUUUCAACUCGCUGCAAGGUUUUAACGACACUUUCCUGUCUCACCUUCAUACAUUAUAUAUUAUACAAAAAGAAGUAUAUGUAUGUAUAGAAAAGAAUACAAAUUUUUACAUGGAAAACAUCACAAAACGUCGUAGCACAUACUUGAACAUCACAUUCCAUUUUUUUAGAAUCGCUCGGUUAGGAAUUUCAUUUCCGAUUUAUCUUCUUCCCUUUCUCAAAUAAUCUUUCUUUCGACUCUACUUUUUCGAGGAAAUACUUUGUAAGUGCUUAAAAAAUUCAGAAAUAGAAAGAAGAAGAAAAUUCCAUUAUCACUCGGCAAACUUUCACGUUUGACGCUUAACUAUUUUGCUCAAUAUUUCAAAAAGAGUGCAAUAAGUGUGAAUAUUUCAUUGAAAACUUGAGGAAUCACUACUCAGAUCAUCAUCGCCCCCCACCACUCACUAUUAAAUACCAUAACACGUAAAAAAGGACUAAAACUAAAAGCUCAAAAGCCUUUCCUAUCUGACCUUUUUUCUAUACACUUGAGAAAAGGUUAUUUGUUGUAAAGGAGGAAAAAAAAUUAUAUAAAAACGUAAAAGAUAAAGUGAAGAAGAAAGGAAUCCACGAACUUGAAUGAUGAGAAAAAUUUGUGCCUUUUACACAAAUUUUCGGGAAAAUGAAAAUAUAUGCAAACAUGUAAACACAAAUAUUAUUCGAGACGGAAAUAAAAUCUUAUUCUAAGCAGAUAAAGGGAGGACGAAUAACAAUAAAAUAAAAAAAGAACGACGGAAACAUAAAAAUCUUGAAAAUUAAAUUGACAAAAUUUUUACUAUGAAAAUACUUAGAAAGAAGGAAAAGAGCAGAAAAGAUUUAAUCUUCUCUCUCAACUUGAAACUUAUCUAUAAAACAUCCACCACAAAUACACAACAUAUAUUCAUCACGAAAGAAAAAAAAUGGAAUUGGUCAAAGACAUUCAGAUAUUGUUGGCAUCGGGGAAUCUGUAGAUUUUUCAUCAAACACAUAAAAAGAAAACUAAUAAUAAAAAUAAUAGAAGGAAAAGUUUAUGAAUCUUAAUUCAAAUUUGAAAGAAAAGAUGACAUAUGUUUAUACGAAUUAUAUUCCAUUGCAUUCCAUCUGAAAGCAAAUGAAACAUUGCGAUCAUCAAAUGAUACGCUGAAAUGUGAGUGUUACAAUUUCAUUGAAAAUGUUCAUCCAUUUACCUCUAUCUCAAGAAAGAACAAAUUUAAUACUUUAUAGGAUAAUUUAUAAAUUGAGUUGUCGAAUUUUUAAUAUUGAUGAAAAGAAGAAGUCUAUAGAAAAUUUCAUUAAAGUUUGUUUCACAUUUUAUUUAACAAUUUUGAAUUAUUUUCAUUUCGUUAGACUUGAAUUUGAUUUGAAAAGAAGAAAGAAGGAAAAUUUUUUUUUUGUUUCUUAUUUUAAAAUCAAAUUCAAUCGUGAGAGAACUAUCCAAAAAUCUAAUCCACAUAAAAGCUAUGAGAAGAGUAAGAGAAUAUAUUUUUUGUUACAUAAGAACCGAUGAUUUAUUGACGAGGCAUAUGUAAGAAAAAAAAGAUGAAUCAAACUCGUAUACAAUAAAAGAUAAUGAAAUGACUGAGACAAAAAAUAAAAAAAUAAAUUAAAUAACAAUUUAAAGUUAUGCGGAUAAGAAACUUGUGAAAAUUAACACAAAUUUAUCCUUGGACGUGAAUCACAUCAUCACUCGUGAAGAUUUUAACGUAAAAUCGAUGAGAAAAAAAACUUUAGUGACUUAAAAAAUCAUCAAAAAUCAUUCGUCGCUUUGAUUUUUAAAUCUAAAGUUUCUUGGAAUUAAAUGUUAUUAUACCAAUUUUAAAAGAUUCUUUGUGACAUUUCGUUAGCAACAACCUUCCUGUAAGUCGUAAAAAGCAUAAAAAUAACACCCGGAAAAGAAACUUUGUCGCGAGAGAUAAAAUGCAGAAAUACGGAUUAAAACACUCAUAAAGUUUCAAGCACUCUAGAAAAUGGAAAAUGACUUUUCAUUUACUUUUCACAUUUUCCAAUUUGACUAGAAAGAAAAAUGUUUAAAUUCAAUCUAGAAGUCGAUUUAAUAGAGAAUGUAUGAGAAAAGAAAUAAAAGCAAACAGGAAAGCAUUUUUUAGGGAUUUGUGGAAAAGAAAAUGAAAUUUUUCUAGACUUUUAAGAAAAUGAAAACUUUAGGAAAUAAAUUAGUGAUUAUAAGAGCAUCCAGAAGGUGAAAAUCUUUUGUUUUGUGUUUAAAUUUCUCAAAUGACGAAAAAAAGAAAUGUUUCUCUAGGCUUAAGGAAAAAAACAUUUUGUUUUUCUUUCAUUAGAUAAUAAGAAAAUUUUCUGCUCUUUAUGACACAAUUUGAAUGGAAAACAAAAAUUUUCUUCAUCAUCAUCAUCAAAAAUGCUUUUUUUGUCAAUCAAGUGACGCAAGAUAUUUUCUUACAUUCUUUGACAGCAAGUUUCAUCGAAGCAUCGUCAUAACUAUUUGUCAUUUUGUAAAAGGAGAUUGGCUUCGAUAAUUUACUACAAAACUCGCCUCACAUUGAUGAACAAAUCACUUUGAAUGUGAAAUAAAACAUAAAUGAAUUCAAGAAACGGAAAAAAAGUAUUUCAUUUAAAGUAUGUUCCAGUACGCGCGGGCUUCCACCUUAAAUGAAUGUAUUUUGAGAAAUAAAACAAAAGAACUAAAUGUCAAAGAAAUGAAAUCUUUUAAAAUUUCGUUCAACAUAUUUUCGCUGUCGAUAUUUGAUCAAAAGAGAAUAAAAUAAAUAAAUCCAUAAGAGGAACAAGUCAUUUGUAAACAGAUUUUGUCAUGAUCCAAAAAAGCAAAGAUUCUCGCUUGAGUUUCUCAAAUAUUUUUUUCUUUGAAAGAGUUUUUCCAAUACACACAAAAACAAAAAUUAAUGCAUAAAGAAAAGUUGAAAAAUCGCCCCCACAUACAAGAAAAAUAAUAAAAAUCUGUUUUUUUUUCAAGGUUCUCAAUGAACUUCUACUGAAAAAAAAAUUCUAUUUUUUAAGAAUUUAGAUGAAGAAAAAUGAAAAUCUUUUAUAGGAUCUAAGUAUUAAUGAAAAAAAUUGCUGAGCGUCUUUUGAAUAAAUAGAUAAAGGAAGAAACGUCUUAAAGAAAGCGACGAUAAACAAUGUCAGAGCGUAAUGAAGAGAAAGAAAAAAAGAAAUCUAGUGAGUAAUGUUUAGGAUUCUUAGCUAUUAGAAGAAUGAAUAAUAAUGCAAGAAUGUAGGACUUUAGUUUUAUAUUUAAAUGACAAGUCGCAAGCAAAAGUUGCUGAAAAGGACAACAAGAAAAAGAAAACAAGUGUUAUAAAAGUUUUUCAAUGAUUGAUGAGUAGGAAAUGUUUUUCUCUUUUUUUUUUGUUUUUGGGUUGCAUAUCAUCCCCCCUAAGAUAAAAAGAAAGAAAUGAUGCUUCGCAUUACGUCUCAGUAAUUCGAUUGAAGCACUUUGAAAUUGUUUCCUUUUGUUUUUAUUUUAAAUUCUCUUUGUAUUUCUGCUUAUUCGAUUUAAAAUCUCUUGAACACACAGCUAAAAAAAGCUUAGGUUAUAGGUAGUUACGACGAUAAGAAAAAAUAUGAAUGAUGAAUGAAAAGAAAAUCAACAAUUUAAGUCAUAAGUAGUUAGGUUUAAAAUAAAAAAAAAAGUGGAUGAAACAUCUUUUUCAGUGUGCUAAUGAAUAUAAAAGAAAAGAGAAUAAGGAAAGAAAUUGGAAUUGACGACAACUUUUUCGCAUAAUUUUUCAUCGUUUUUCUCCCCUUUCCAAUGUCCCUUGAAAUGUUCGAAAAAGCCGCGAGGCGAGGCCUUUGACCCUCGCGAUAUUCUCAAAUACGCCGUUUCUUGAAAUUAAAUAUCUCAUAUUAAAAUGGGCCUUAAAAACUGCCAGCGAGAACAAACACAAGAAAAACUAAUAACGAUGGUAAACCUAACAAAAUAUUUAUAAAAAAUAUUAAAGAAAAUGAGAUUAUUAUUGAAGAAAUAUAUAUUUCUAUUUUUGUAUUGAGAAUCAUGUUAUUCAAGUGAAAUAAAAAAAUAAAUAAUUCUAAAAAAUAUUGGACGAUGAACGGACGUGGGUAAAAGGAAAGUCACGAAAAUCUUUGAUGGAUUAGAUGCUGGAAAAUGCUGAGCGACUUUUUUUUAUAUUUCGAGGGAUUUUGGGUAGGCCCUAAGGCGGAGAAAAAAUUAUGCGACGAUUUUGUGGUGUUUCGGGUUUGGCAAAGAUUAAAAGAAAGCGAAAAGAAAGAAAAAGGACCAUGAGCUAAAGUUUCAUGACCGAAAGCAAAAAAGAAAACUAAAUAAAAUUUUGCACUCGAGAGACGCAAAUAAAUUUUAUGCAAAAAAAGAAAAUGGAAAGCAUGAACGCAUGAUAAAAAAAUUGAAGAAAUCUUUCAAGAAAUUAGAGUUUAAGUCCCAUCCUCUCAGAUUUAAGAUUUAAAAUGUUAAAAAUGAAAUGAAACAUUGUUUUUUCCUUCACUUUUUCUUCUUGUUUUUGAAAAAGUGAAAACUUUAUUUUGAGGAAAAUUGCUUUUUUGUAAAUCUUAAGUCAAAGAGAAAAACUUCAAAAUGAAUAAAAAAAAAGUCAAAAAACAAAAUCCAAUAACU
Clunio marinus is the source of this 8864-nucleotide messenger RNA. The record is from the annotation of a GenBank genome assembly. Lineage: Eukaryota; Metazoa; Arthropoda; Insecta; Diptera; Chironomidae.